AUGGCGUCGCUGAGUGACAAAUCAGUUUGGGACGAAGUGGAAGAUGGGAUCGGUGAAGAAGUUUUAAAAAUGUCUACGGAGGAGAUAGUUCAGCGAACUCGACUCCUCGACAGCGAGAUAAAGAUCAUGAAGAGUGAGGUUCUGAGGGUGACCCACGAACUUCAAGCCAUGAAGGAUAAAAUCAAGGAAAACACGGAGAAGAUAAAGGUGAACAAAACCCUGCCGUAUCUCGUGUCGAACGUGAUUGAGCUGCUCGAUGUGGACCCCAACGACCAAGAGGAAGACGGGGCAAAUGUGGACCUGGACUCCCAGAGGAAGGGAAAAUGCGCCGUCAUCAAGACCUCCACCCGGCAGACUUACUUCCUGCCGGUGAUCGGGCUGGUGGACGCCGAGAAGCUGAAGCCCGGAGACCUGGUGGGUGUCAACAAAGACUCCUACUUGAUCCUAGAGACCUUACCCACCGAGUAUGACUCCCGAGUCAAGGCGAUGGAGGUUGACGAGCGCCCCACAGAGCAAUACAGCGACAUCGGAGGGCUGGACAAGCAGAUCCAAGAGCUGGUGGAGGCAAUCGUGUUGCCCAUGAACCACAAGGAAAAGUUUGAAAACCUGGGCAUCCAGCCACCCAAGGGAGUCCUGAUGUAUGGACCACCGGGAACAGGGAAGACCCUCCUCGCCAGGGCCUGUGCCGCUCAGACGAAAGCUACCUUCCUGAAGUUGGCUGGCCCACAGCUGGUGCAGAUGUUCAUUGGUGAUGGAGCCAAGUUGGUGAGAGAUGCCUUCGCCCUGGCCAAAGAGAAAGCCCCAUCCAUCAUCUUCAUCGAUGAGCUGGAUGCCAUUGGUACCAAGAGAUUUGACAGUGAGAAGGCGGGAGACAGGGAGGUGCAGAGGACCAUGCUGGAACUUCUCAAUCAGCUGGAUGGAUUUCAACCCAACAUGCAAGUCAAGGUGAUCGCUGCAACCAACAGAGUGGACAUCUUGGACCCGGCACUGCUGCGUUCAGGCCGCCUGGACAGGAAGAUUGAGUUCCCCAUGCCAAAUGAGGAGGCCAGAGCACGGAUUAUGCAGAUUCACUCCCGCAAGAUGAACGUCAGUCCUGACGUCAACUACGAAGAGCUGGCGCGCUGCACCGACGACUUCAACGGCGCCCAGUGCAAAGCCGUAUGCGUGGAGGCGGGCAUGAUCGCGCUGCGGCGUGGAGCCACAGAGCUGAACCACGAGGAUUACAUGGAGGGUAUCCUGGAGGUACAAGCCAAGAAGAAGGCCAAUCUGCAGUACUACGCUUGAGGACACUGUACUCAAAGCGCUUUAACAGUCUCCUCAUUCAACUCAAGAUGCAACGUCAGGAGCAACUGAGGGUUCAGUAUCUUGCUCAAGGACACUGGAACAUGGUCACCAGGGCCGAGGAUCGAACCUAUAAUCGUUGGGUUGGGAGACGACCACGCUACCACCUGAGCCAUGCUGCUCCCGUAUCAUAAGCGUGGUGAGCACAUCCAAACUCCACACAGGAAGGUCGAAACCCGGAUUCAAACCCCCAACCGCAGAACAAUGAGACGUGCUAACCGCUCGUCUACCGCGGUGCCUAGUUAUUACUUGAUUGACAAACAAAAAACUGGAAUUUACAACUGAUAUCAUCACCCUAAUAGCAUUGUUGCCCAAGUAUUUUUUUUUUUACUUACUGUCACAAUAUUAAUAAAGGUACCAUUGUGCUUGCUAAAAAUUUUGUUUUUCUUUGUAGAUUCUCAGUCAUCUGGGUCAUGUUAAUCUGCAAAUGCUGAAGGAUUGAGGCAACUGGACUCUUUGUGUUUCUCUGUUUUCUGGAAAUGUUCCAAAAUGACCUUUGCAAUUAUGCUAACUAUAGACAAAAGAGAUUUUACCACACUAAACAAUUGUUUGAUACAAUGUCAUCUAUUGGGAUAGUACAAAAAUAGUGAAUACCAAAAUAAUCCCUAGAAAAGAUAUUAGUUGAGCCCACUCAUUGUCCAAUUAGUUCAUCAGGGCAACAGGAAACACCCACAAGUUAAAAGCCACUUUUACUUGACACUAAAAGUGAAUGUUUCCUUUAGUACAUACAUAAAUACAGUUUAACAAAAAAAGAUGGAGGCUCCACCACUUAAGGUAUUUUAGCAUCAAGUCUGCUGUGGCCACACAGUAAACUCAUAGUACAUGCAGAGCAAAAUUUGUACAAGUAAAUCA
Phyllopteryx taeniolatus (common seadragon) is the source of this 2193-nucleotide messenger RNA. Its product is annotated as 26S proteasome regulatory subunit 6A-B. The record is from RefSeq and is a predicted model, not a curated record. Gene Ontology annotation, biological process: proteasome-mediated ubiquitin-dependent protein catabolic process. The transcript has 3 exons. NCBI's taxonomy places the organism in Eukaryota, Metazoa, Chordata, Actinopteri, Syngnathiformes, Syngnathidae. The coding region runs from base 1 to 1284 and encodes 427 amino acids. Gene Ontology annotation, molecular function: proteasome-activating activity; ATP hydrolysis activity; ATP binding. Gene Ontology annotation, cellular component: proteasome regulatory particle, base subcomplex.